Lutra lutra (Eurasian river otter) is the source of this 1033-nucleotide messenger RNA. It is a transcript of the gene ATP5F1D, whose product is annotated as ATP synthase F1 subunit delta. Gene Ontology annotation, molecular function: proton-transporting ATP synthase activity, rotational mechanism. Bases 70 to 576 code for a protein of 168 amino acids. Gene Ontology annotation, biological process: proton motive force-driven ATP synthesis. The record is from RefSeq and is a predicted model, not a curated record. Lineage: Eukaryota; Metazoa; Chordata; Mammalia; Carnivora; Mustelidae. The transcript has 4 exons.
UCCCCGCGCGUCGUCCUCCUCGUCCUCCAGUUUCCAGCGUUUGGCUGGAGUACCCCGGCAGCCGUCGCCAUGCUACCCGCCGCGCUGCUCCGCCGUCCGGGCCUGCGUUCCCUCGCACGCCAGGCCCGCGCCUACGCCGAGGCCGCCGCUGCUCCGGCCCCGGCUGCGGGCCCGGGACAGAUGUCCUUCACCUUCGCCUCACCGACGCAGGUGUUUUUCAACGGUGCCAAUGUCCGGCAAGUGGAUGUCCCCACACAGACAGGAGCCUUUGGCAUCCUUGCGGCCCACGUGCCCACCCUACAGGUCCUGCGGCCGGGGCUGGUGGUUGUCCAUGCUGAGGACGGCACCACCUCCAAAUACUUUGUGAGCAGUGGCUCCGUCACAGUGAACGCUGAUUCCUCCGUGCAGUUGCUGGCCGAAGAGGCCGUGACGCUGGACAUGCUCGACGUGGGGGCAGCCAAGGUGAACUUGGAGAAGGCACAGUCGGAGCUGUCAGGGGCGGCGGACGAGGCCUCCAGGGCUGAGAUCCAGAUCCGCAUCGAGGCCAAUGAGGCCCUGGUGAAGGCUCUCGAGUAGGCGGUGCGUGGCCCUGGCCAGCAGCGAAACCGAGGCCCAGAACUGGGCAGGAGGUGUCCCGGGCAGGCUGAGCCGGCUGGCAGGGGGCCGGUCUGAGGAGCGGGGGGGGGGGGGGGGGGGGGGGGGGGAAGGGCUGCGAGCCGCCUGCGGGGCUUCUCCUGUGGCCGGAGCGGUCUCGCCAGAGAAGGCCGCCAGGGGGCAGCACGGCGCUAGCUUCCCGCCGAGAGCCCGCCGGGAUCCCACCUCCUCGCCAGAGCCGGUAGGCCUGGUGGCUGUGGGUAAGCCCAGACACCUGCUCUGCUGUUUGAGGAGGGGCUGUGUCCCCCCCCACCCAACCUCAUGUGUCACCCACCAUCCCCCUGAGCCUGUAGCCCCUGCCAUGGAGACCCGCUGCCAGCUGCCUCCAAGGGAUGGCCUGACCCCAGCUCGAGCCCCCCAUUAAAAGCCAGGGACCCGA